CUGGAAAAUGGGCAUCGCGCGUCAGUGCGUAAUAUAAGAUUGAUGCGCUGACCUAACCGAGUACAGCACCGUUGGUGUGUCACGUCCAGAAAAGGCCAGGGCUAGGAGAUCAUAAUCAGCUUGAAAGCGAGAGACGGUGAUCGCCGCACACUUUCCCAUUUACAACCUCGCAGUCCAGCCAAAAUCGUCGGAGAACAACAUCUUCCCGUUCUCAAGAGAAAUCACCCUCGAACAUGGAUGCCCCAAGAGUGUACCGCGGUGGGCCAGAACAGCGCAAGGCUGUGAUUGCCGUCUGCAUGGGCUCGGACACCGAUCUCGCGACCUUGCGCCCCGGGAUCGAGAUUCUCGACACCAUGGAUAUUCCUUACGAGGUCCACAUCACUUCGGCUCACCGGACGCCCCAGUACAUGCUGGACUUCGCCAAGGGAGCUGCGGGAAGAGGGCUGAAGGUCAUCAUCGCGGCGGCCGGCGGCUCAGCCCACCUUCCGGGGAUGCUGGCAUCGGAGACGGUGCUCCCCGUCAUCGGUGUCCCCGUCAAGGCCAUGGCCUUGGACGGACUUGACAGUUUGUGCAGUAUCGUCUCGAUGCCUCGAGGCAUCCCGGUCGCUACCGUCGGGAUCUCGAACAGUGUCAACGCGGCGAUUUUGGCUGCUAGGAUCGUGGGGACCAGCGACGAAAAGGCUCAGAAAUGGGUGGCUGACCAUCUCAAGAAAAUGGAUGAUGACAAUAUGGCCAAGGAGCGCCGUCUGCAGGAGGAGGGCUGGUCGACGUACAAGAAGCUGGACGCAUAGUGCGUGGUGGAUUCUGGGUUGAAAGCAUCUUCUGUCAGUAGCACCCCGACUAUGUCAUCUCUUGGAUCGAAGGAGGUGCGGGAUGGAUGAGAGAAAAUGAUGUUCGUAUUCUUGCAAGUAAUCCACGUUGUAAAGGUGUUUGGCUUUCACAGUGGACAUGAAUAGCAUAACCUGAUCUGCCGCUGCAUGUUGAGGGUCCAGCUUUGGCAGCUUCC
Messenger RNA from Cladophialophora immunda, 1006 nucleotides. RefSeq names its product phosphoribosylaminoimidazole carboxylase, catalytic subunit. Bases 234 to 791 code for a protein of 185 amino acids. Gene Ontology annotation, biological process: 'de novo' IMP biosynthetic process. The record is from RefSeq and is a predicted model, not a curated record. The transcript is spliced from 2 exons. NCBI's taxonomy places the organism in Eukaryota, Fungi, Ascomycota, Eurotiomycetes, Chaetothyriales, Herpotrichiellaceae.